Messenger RNA from Aedes albopictus (Asian tiger mosquito), 2579 nucleotides. Its product is annotated as prolyl 4-hydroxylase subunit alpha-1. Gene Ontology annotation, molecular function: procollagen-proline 4-dioxygenase activity; protein binding; iron ion binding. Gene Ontology annotation, cellular component: endoplasmic reticulum. Bases 526 to 2187 code for a protein of 553 amino acids. The transcript is spliced from 7 exons. Gene Ontology annotation, biological process: peptidyl-proline hydroxylation to 4-hydroxy-L-proline. The record is from RefSeq and is a predicted model, not a curated record. NCBI's taxonomy places the organism in Eukaryota, Metazoa, Arthropoda, Insecta, Diptera, Culicidae.
ACACAUUCAGUCGUGCGCGAGUCGUCUUCCAUACCGGUUCACCGAGGUUGCACGUACAGCUCUGUCCUCGGCAGCGCUUUUUGGCAACUGCUUUCAUUCAUAAAACCCAUUCUUGUUCUCGCAUCGCAAGGGAAACGCACGUUAUCGAUUUUCGUGGACGACUUCUCACUCCCUCCCAUCAGAGUGCCACCAGUCGGGUGUGACAGUAAUAGCCAACGAGUUUUAUGAGAUCUCUUUGGUGUUUGGAAGAUAAAUAAACACAACAAAGUCGUGGUGCAUCAGCGGAAUAAGAUUUUCGGGUUGCACUUGGCUUGGAAUUGCAGCGCGACCUCGAAAUUCCGAAUCACAUCAUCAUAGUGUAAUGAAGAAUAGCAGAGGUUGUCAUCUAGAGUGGUGUUCGUUCCAGAAGAACCAGUGAAUGGAGAGAAAUAAUCUUGAACCCAGUGUUAGCAUAAAGAAGUCGCAGUUAUAUGUCGAGUUCGUGAUUUUUAAGUUUGAAUAAAGUGCAUAGAAUAUCACACAAUCAUGAAUCUCAGUCAAUCUCUAACCAUGUCGUCAUCGCUAGCGCUAGUUCUGUUAAUGCUCACAUUCCACAAUGCCAGCGCGGAGCUGUUCACAGCGCUGGCCGAUAUGGAAGAACUCUUGGAGACUGAAUCCGUUCUGAUAGCAAAUUUAGAUAACUACAUCCGAGUGCAAGAGGAUAAACUGAAUCAGCUGAGGAGGAGAAGCGCCGAAUACCAAAGGGAGCACACAGAGGCCGCCAAAGAUGUCGGUACAUAUCUAUCCAAUCCGGUGAACGCAUUCCUACUGACAAAACGACUCACGACGGAUUGGCGCGAAGUGGAAAACCUCAUGUCGUAUGAUGUGGGGUCGGAAUUCCUGGAGAACGUCACCAACUACAGAGACGUUCUCAAAUUCCCCUCCGAUGAAGAUCUCAACGGAGCAGCGGUGGCUCUGAUGCGAUUGCAGGACACCUACAAACUAGACACAGCUUCCGUUGCUCGAGGAGAACUAAAUGGGAUCCAGUACAGUACGGAGAUGACGGCCGGGGAUUGCUUCGAGCUGGGGCGACAAACGUAUUUGAACGGGGACUAUUAUCACACGGUGCUGUGGAUGCGCGAGGCAAUGGAUCGCCUUUCACAUGAAGUCAAUCGAACCACGACGAAAGCAGAUGUGCUGGAAUAUCUGGCGUUCUCCACUUUUAAGCAAGGUAAUGUUCAUACUGCCCUGCUCAUGACCAAUGAAUUGUUGGAGCUGGUACCGGAUCAUGAAAGAGCCGUUGGUAAUAAAGUUUAUUACGAAAAAGAAUUGGAAAAGGAAGCGAAGCAGAAAGCACUUCGGGGAGAUGAUGGAAGCGUAGAUGUCCCGGUGGAUACCACAACGAAGAUUCGUACUGCAAAAGAUAACCCCCACGUAUACGAUUCUUCGGAGCGAAAGCUCUACGAGCAGCUUUGCAGAGGAGAAGCCGAACGAUCCGUAACCGAAACAUCCAAACUGAGAUGUCGGUACGUCAUCAAUAAAUCACCUUUCCUCAAAAUUGCCCCACUAAAGCUGGAGGAAGCCAACUUGAAACCGUACAUUGUGAUCUAUCAUGACGUUAUGUCAGACGCGGAAAUGGAAGUAGUGAAACGAUUGGCCAAACCAAGGUUCCGGCGAGCGACCGUGCAAAACUACAAAACCGGCGAGUUGGAAGUGGCAAACUACCGCAUUAGUAAAUCUGCGUGGUUGAAAGACCAAGAACACCCCUACAUAAAGGCAAUCGGAGAGCGGGUAGAGGACAUGACUGGGCUCACGAUGAGCACGGCAGAAGAACUGCAGGUGGUGAACUAUGGCAUCGGUGGUCACUACGAGCCGCAUUUCGAUUUCGCCAGGAGAGAGGAGACGAAUGCCUUCAAGAGUCUAGGAACGGGAAACCGCAUUGCUACGGUUUUAUUCUACAUGAGUGAAGUGACGCAGGGCGGAGCAACAGUAUUUCCCAGCCUUCGAUUGGCACUGUGGCCCAAAAAAGGGGCUGCGGCUUUCUGGUUUAACUUACAUGCUUCAGGCCAAGGGGAUUAUUCCACGCGACACGCCGCGUGUCCUGUUCUCACGGGAACGAAAUGGGUUUCAAACAAAUGGAUUCACGAGCGCGGUCAAGAGUUCCGGAGGCCGUGCGAGCUGAAGCCGGACCACCCAGAAGAGUUUUGACAGCACAUAGUGUACGAUGACGAAUUAGACGAACUGAAUGAUGAUUUAGAGGAAAUGGACGGGUUCACUUGAACUUGGUUCCCAUACUAGUUGCCAUGACGUUGGUUUCUUCCCAGUGCGAAGGAAUGAAUUUUACCAAAAUAGUUUUUUAGGAUUUCAGAGAUUUUAUAGCUAUAUUUAAGAAAAGAAAAACACCAAAAUUAAAACUUUUGUAUUUUGCAUUUAUACACUUGAUCCAUGAGAGAUUUCAGUUCCAACUUAUUUUCAACGGUUUUUUUUAAAUAGAACAUUUAUUAAACAUGCGUUUGCGAGCAGAAAUCUGCUUUCAUGAAAUACUAUGUACUUCACGUUACAGUUAAUUCAAAUGGUUCAAAUAAAUAAAUUUCAUAAAA